This is a messenger RNA of Annulohypoxylon truncatum, 2283 nucleotides long. RefSeq names its product fungal-specific transcription factor domain-containing protein. NCBI's taxonomy places the organism in Eukaryota, Fungi, Ascomycota, Sordariomycetes, Xylariales, Hypoxylaceae. Gene Ontology annotation, cellular component: nucleus. Bases 1 to 2283 code for a protein of 760 amino acids. The record is from RefSeq and is a predicted model, not a curated record. The transcript has 5 exons. Gene Ontology annotation, biological process: regulation of DNA-templated transcription; DNA-templated transcription. Gene Ontology annotation, molecular function: zinc ion binding; DNA binding; DNA-binding transcription factor activity, RNA polymerase II-specific.
AUGCAGAACGGCACCCUCGACAACAUACAAGGAAGUGUGCCUAUAAUUCCAACUGAGGCUUCAGGAACAAAUAGUAAUAGCCAUUCAAAGCGGACUCGAGUUUUACUGAGUUGUGCGCCAUGUCGCAAUUCCAAACUCAAGUGCGAUCGGGCGACACCAUGCGGGCAGUGUCUUCGCAAAGGCAAACCUGACGGCUGUCUCUACGCUCCGCGGCCCGAGAAGCAUAAGAAACCCGCAAAGAGCAUGGCAGCCCGUUUGAAAAGGCUCGAAGGAAUGGUCCGCGGGAUGAUCGACACAGAUGGCUCCCCGCCUGUGGCGUCUGUCAAUAAGACGCUGAAAGAUCCUGGGGGUGUCGUCGUCCAAGGCCAGGGAAACACAUCUUAUGUCGGGGGGACACACUUCAUGGCUAUGUUAGAGGACAUUGAGGAUCUCAAAGGCUACUUUGAUGACAACAACGAGGACGAGGAUGAAACUCAUGAUCCGUACGAGAACAUGGGGCCUACAGAACUGGUCAUGGCCUCACGUAACGUGCCCAAGAAUAAAGGGGAUCUCCUAGCUGCCCUGCCAGAAAAGGCCGUGGUUAGCCGUCUUAUGAAUCGCUAUUUCAACUCGAACAGCCCUUCUCAACACAUUGUCCACGUCCCUACUUUCUUGAGAGAAUACCACGAGUUCUGUAAGGACCCGCAGAGGGCACCUUUACAUUGGAUAGCAUUGCUCUAUAUGAUACUGGCGCUCGGUACCUUCUUCUCUUCCUUCAGUGCACCGCAAGAGCUAGAAAGUGAUUCCCCCGUGCCAGCUCUGGACAGGUUCAAACAAUAUAGAGGAGCCGCCGGAUGGGCACUUAUCUGGGGAAAAUAUUCACAGCCAGGCCCUUAUACUCUCGAAGCAUUUAUGCUGUAUGUUGAAGGAGAUUUCGUGACCAACCGCGAGAACCGGAUGAACUGUUACCUACUUUCGUCUGUUCUAAUUCGAUUGAUGCUGAAGAUGGGACUCCAUCGCGAUCCUAGCAAAUUGCCUGGUAUCACUCCAUAUGACGGCGAAAUGAGACGGCGCUUGUGGAAUCUCGCCAUACAGCUUGACUUGCUAGUUGCCUUCAAUUUAGGCCUCCCCAGCAUGACCCACGCUGUUGAGAGUGAUACGGAGCUUCCGACAAAUUUGAUGGACGUGGACUUCGACAAGGAUACCAAGGAACUGCCUCAAGCUCGUCCCAGCUCGGAUUACACGUUGCUGACCUACCCGAUUAAUAAAGCUAGGGUAUCCCGCAUCUUCUUCCUAGUAGUCCAACAAGCACACUCACUUAACAUUCCAACUUAUGCCGAAGUGAUGAAAGUCGAUGCACAGAUCGAAGAAGCAUGGAAUAACGUGCCCUCGAUUAUGAAAAUGAAACCGAUAGAUCUAUGUUUGACCGACCCGCCUAUUCAGAUUAUUCAACGCUUUGGCAUAGCAGCGAUAUACCAAAAAAGUCGAUGCAUCCAUCACAGGCGUUAUAUCGUUGAAGAAGAGCCAAAGAAAGAGCACGAUUACUCCCGUCGAGUAUGUCUUGAGGCAGCAUUAGCGCUCCUCGACUAUCAGGUUACGCUGCAUGACGCGGGAAAACCUGGUGGCAUGCUGGGCCAAAGCGGCUGGUUUCUCGCUGCUCUGGUUGCCGUAAACGAUUUUCUCCUAGCGAGUAUGAUUGUCGCUGUCGUGAUCCAAAACGAUAAGUACUGGGAGGCGGACGGCGACGCGAAUUGGAUAGCGCGGUGCAUGCCACCAACAGUCACCAGGGACGAACUUCUUCGAACGAUUAGAAGAUCACAUAAUGUCUGGCAGGAAAUGGCGAGCGAAAGAUCGGAAUUUCAGAAAUGUGAACAGGUCACACGAAUUAUGCUCCGUAGGGUCCAUGCACACCUUGGGAUUGUGACUGAAGACGUCGAUAUGUCGGGUGCGAGGCCAAACGGGAGUAGCGAAAUGACAAACAUAGCGAGCUUGACGAUCGACGGUAGCGAACCUGCGACAAUGUCAAGCAGCAAUGAUGCUGCAGUUGAUAAUUUUGCCGAAUUUGGCACAACAGAGCCAAACCUGAUGACGACGGAUGUUAGUGCUGGUCAGCCAGAGUCUGACCCCCCUUGGAUGAUGCAAAACGGCUACGAUUGGAGCUACUUUGAUGCUAUGACACGUACGGCGGAUGCCAUCCAGGUCCCUGAACAGACGACCGAAGAUGCUUGGAUGGCCGAGAAAAACAUGGAAGACUUUCCCAAUUUCGUGAUCUCGGAUUCGUGGAGCUUUCCUUCACCUUCAUAA